GAUGACCUCAUUGUUACUGAGCCAGUCACUGAGGCAUCCAUCAUUGCCGACAUCAAAGAUCGCUCACAAGAGAGCGAGCCCGGGGAUAAGAGUGAUGGAGAGCAGGAGGCAACGUAUAAUGCUCUACCUCCGUCUUUGAGCUAUGCCAAUGAUGCACUGGCGAUUGUGAGAAAAUUCCUCAUCUCGCGAGGGGAGGUGCCAGUCGACUUGUUCGAGGCAGUAGGGAAAUUGGAAGACUUCCACUUCUCUAUUGCAAGUUCUUUUACAAAGCAAAUGAAGAUCACUGAUUACAUGUCGGAGCAGAAGAAGUGCCUGAAUUGUGAGAAGUUCCGAAGUCUGGGGGAGUUACAAAGCUCCAAAAGGAUCCGUGACAUUGACAUUCGGGAAAACAUCAAAGUUAACAUGGGUGCAAAAGAAGAAAUGUCCCUGGAGUUCGCUGCAGCUGAAUAUGUGAAGCUGCACUACGAAGAAUGGGACACCAGGGCCUAUUCCCUACCUGAAGGAUACAUGCUGAUGCUGAGUGAAAAUAAACUCAAUGACCUGAGAAAAAAAAACUUCCAAGAAGAUUUGGGCAUGCCAUUAGAUUAUUUGUCAGUUGCCAUGGUAUUCAAUCGACUCAAAGAUUUAUUCCAAAAUGUGCCUUCUCUCACACUUGCUGAUUAUGCCUUCAAGGACACCUUCUUCCGUGGUUUUCCUACGUCCCAUGUGAAGCUGGCUGGUUUUGCUGCUUUACCGAUGCUUUCAAAGUUAAGUUUGGAAAAAGUGAUUCCCUGCAAAGAUUGUAUGGCACGAAUCCUCACUGAAGAUGAUCUGGAAAACCCAAUGAGUUUCAGUAGUUUUCUGGCUGUAAAUGGCAUCUCGUUGAAGGACUGGGACCAGAGCCACAAGUCCCCCGUGAUGGAGACCUACAAGGAAAUAUUUAAGCUCUACGUUUGUGCGGCCUCAACUAUGGUGAUACCACGCAACCCCAUUCAGUUGCUCUCCAAGAGUGAUGAACAAAUGGAAAAGACACUCCUGAUUCUUACUCGCGAGCAGAAGCAAUUAGUGGAUUCUCCAGAGAGAGUGAUUCUCAUGACCGGAGUCAGUGGAACUGGGAAGACUGUUGUCCUCAAGAGGAGAGCUUUACAUUGUGCUAAGGACGGUGCUAAAUUGUUGGUGAUAAAUAUUGCUGGAGGAUUCUUGACCGAGGAAUUUCGACGUUACCUAAAAGGAGAGUUCCUGAGACAGUCGAGUCCCUGUGUGGCGCUGCAGGGACAGAGCCCAGAAAACGUCCAACUACCCAGCGAUCAAAUGCAGGGUGGACCCAGUCAUCCCCAAUAUGCAACCAAAGAGGCACGAAAGAAGACUUUUGAUUCCUGGCCCGAAAACAUGUCACAGAGCCCGGAACAGAUGGCUGAUGCUGGCUUCUUCUACAUUGGUCAUGUAUCAGGCGUGUUAGACCACGUGAGAUGCUUUUACUGCAGUGUAGGGGUGUUGAACUGGGAACCAAAUGAUGAUCCCAUGUCCGAACACAGACGAUGGUCUCGCCCUUGCCCUUAUAUCAAUCCCAAGGACAAGGAAUCCACAAGUGACACCCAUCAAGCCCCAUCCAAAGAGCCCAUUCUUCCCAGUCAGGAAGCAUCCAGUUUUUUGCGAAGCUUUGAACAUCAGUCAUCAGAUCCGGAAGCAGAGGAGGUGCUGGAAUACCUACGUACUUUGGCCACGCUAUGCUCAAACGUGGGUAAGGAUCCGGAACCGGCCAUGCAGAAUGUCUCUCAACUGCUAAACUCGCGCCCGCCCUUUCAUCGGAAUCAGAUCAAGAAAGUCCUCGUUCCCUCUCCGAAGUCCGAAAUGGAGAAGCAUCAGAGUCCGAGAGAUAGUAAAACGCCAUUGGGUGACGCCGAGAAAGGGUAUCCAGGGAAAGGUCAGGAAGAAACUAGAGAAAUCGGUUUUCACGCUCCCGAUGCAUCGGAAGCGAAGGAUGAUUCCCUUAAAACCCAAGCCAAGAAAUGCGGGAAAGGUAGUGGAAGGACAGUUCAGGAUGAAAUUGGAGAAAUUGGUUUUCACGAUCCCGAUGGAUCCAAAGAGCAUAUGCAGAAGGAUGCUUCCCCUAAAACCCAAGGCAAGGAACGCGGAAAAGGUAAGGGGAGGCCUCCAGGAGCAGGUCAGGAAGAAACUAGAGAAAUCGGUUUUCACGCUCCCGAUGCAUCGGAAGCGAAGGAUGAUUCCCUUAAAACCCAAGCCAAGAAAUGCGGGAAAGGUAAGAAGAAGAGAAUGGACCAACCCGGCGUAGAGUCAAGACGAAAGCAUCAAGACAAGAUGGAGUCAUUUGGACGGAAUGAGCCAGGCCGAAGAGAAACAAAUGCAGCAUUAACCCAAGAAAAUAUCGAGGUAGUAGAUGGGAGAGAGGAGGGCCUGGAGGAGGACCUCAGAAGACUGAAGAAUUUCCUUGAAAAACACGGCAAAGGAAAGCACAUCCUCAUCGAUGAAGUCCCUAUCACACUAGGAUUCGGAAGCAUUAUUACCCCUGAAGCCCUCUCUCACCAUUGGCAAUGGAUCAAAGACGUGGAAGCCAGACUGAUAGCGACGACCGAAGAAAACAAAGUGAUCAUGAUUGAGGAAGAAGAAAAAAUAACAGGGAAAUUUUCUCGUGUCGUCAGGGAAAUCAAGGAAUGGGAGUUCGAUGAGAGCAAAGUGAAUGACGCAAAACUUAGCGAAACACUGGGAAGAGCAUGGCAAGAGUACAAAGUAAAUCGUGUGGACGAGCUGUGUGAAUAUGACUUUCCCAUGCAACCCUACCCUGAAAUGCAUUGGAAUGGGGAGAAUGGAGACAUGGAUAAAGACGUGGAUAAAGACGCUGAUGAAACCGUGGAAAAAGAGGUGGAUGAAGACGUGGAUAGGAUGCUUGGAUCUUGGCUCUGUGGAAUAUUUGGCUACCCAGCCUCGGGGAAGUCCAGAAGAGUCGAUCGAUUGAUUGCAAAAGUGGCUGGAAGAGUGACUGGCUCGACUGAAAAAGUGACUGGCGAAAUCUUGGUUUACAAUUUUGGUAGCAAGCUGUAUCGCCAUGUCUUGGAACAACGCUGGAAGGCAAAAUCCAAUGUGAAAAUCAUUCCAAUGAACUUCUCUGAUUUCCAUAACAACAUUCUCAAGUUAGCAGCUCGGAGGAAGAAAGCAGACUGGACGAAGAAAGACGAGGGAGAUUUCCGUGUCAUGUUUAGCAUGUUUGGUGACAAGGACGGUAUAUCACUUCAUGGGAGCCAACUAGCCUGCUUGAAGGAGGUGCAGAAGUCAAUCAGAAAAUUCGUCCUUGAUCACAAAUAUUUCUCCAGUAUGUAUUCAGAAUACAAUCCGAAAAUGGAGAACCGUCAAAUGAGAGAGGAAGAAGGAGAAAAAAAUAUGGAUGGGGUGGAGGAGGCAGAAGAAAAAUUUGAUGGAAAGGAGGUAGAAGAAGUUAAACCGAUGAAGUGGGUGGACAAUUUGUUCGAUAUGUUAGGGGUUAUGGACGAAGAAAAUAUUUUCUUUUAUGAGAGUCAACUCGCUUCCUUGAAGGAAGCGCAAAAGGCCAACAGGAACUGCCUCGUCCUCCGAUCGCUUUCUAAUCAAUCUUCAGAUACAGCAGUGGUAGUGGAAGAAGCUCAAAGAGUGAAGAAAAAGGUAGAGAAGGAGGCGAAUGGGAUGCAGGAGGCAGAGGAAAAGAUUGACGUCUGGGAGAAAAAUGGUAAAAUGGUGGAGGGAAAGGAGGAACGCCAGAAAAGCACGGAUAAUCCCUUGAUUGUGGUGCUCGAAGACUGUCCUUACAUAUAUGACUUUACAGCAGAGUCUGUGGCACUACUGAAGAAGUUAGAAAUGAAGUUAGUUUUUGUAUUCAAACCCCAUUCAGGUUAUGAUUUGAAGGUCGGGGUCUAUGAAUACAUUAAAAAACUCGAAGAAACCGAAGACUGUGCUGCAAUAGUGCUUCAGUCUCAGUCGCCUUGCCCAGCUUUCAUGGAGCAUAUCCGAAAGAAUGAGACUUCGGUCCCAUUGAACUUGGAAGCGAAGACUCUGUCUAUAUCUGGCUUGAUCAAUGCCAUAGUCCCUGGUCCAUCUGUCUUUUGGAUCAACAUCGCCAAUAGGGAAUGUCCAGGGCAACAUUGGGGAUACGUUUGCAAGAGAAGCAGCACGUGUGGGAAGACCUCAAAAAUUCUCUCUGUGAAUAUUCUAGAUCAACUACUGCAAUCUGACUUUUGCGAGCACAAAAAUGAGGUUCCUCUUGUCCUGGUAUCCGACGAAUACCUAUUAUUGAAUAUGCAAGAAAGAAUUAAGAAAAUUCUACCUAAUACCCUAGUGAUGCACCCAAAGGACUUUCGAGGGUGCGAGGCGUCGAUAGUUGUUUCUUUCAACGUGAACGACGAAUGGCUGUUGGAGGUGAUCUCCCGUUCUCGGAAUCUUCUCAUCAUCAUCGACAACCUGCCUGAUCAUAAACAUCUGUGGCAAGAAAUGGAAAAGGAAGGCCAAGUCAAAUCAUACCCGUGUUGCUGCGAUCGCGAGGAAGACGACAUUGGCAUCCUCUUGCGAUUGGAUGACCAAGAAAUGUUCCUUGAGCAAGAGAACGAGGGUAAUCAAUUGAAGUUGCGCAAACAGCAAGUGCGGCUCAGGUCGAGGCAGGAAUUCUUUACUUGCGGAGUGGCUGCCCCUUAUUGUCCAACAUGGGAUCAAAUAGGAUAUCGGUUUGGUAUGACAGCACUGAAUAGGAAAGGCCUCCUGGAUGAGAACACUGGGAUUAUCCUCUCCAUCUCUGCAGAGACAUGGAAGGCCAUUGCUGGGAACCUUUCUCCCUCCUCAUCUUCCCCUUUCAAUGAUUGGGGAUAUGGUUGGCUAGGAUUGCUAGGCGAGGUGCCUGAGCUUCAUGAGGAGAAAAAGAAGAAAAUCCUUGAAAACCUCAGGAAGAUGGGAGUGGAAUGGGAGGACGAAGACAACCCCCCAGUGCCACUGAGGAUGGGGGAUAUGAAGGCGUCUUCAGGAAUCCUGGCAUCGCUGUCUCUCUCCAUAUCAGGAUCCCUUCUACACCUCCCAAUCCUGCAGGAUCUUCGAAGCAGUCCAUCUCAUCCCCGUGAAUUUCAGAACCAUCAUAAAAUCCCUGAAUAUCGUCCAUAUCGUCAAGUUCAUGAACGCAAUGUACUUCGUCAACUUGAUCAAGAUCGUCAAUAUCGCCAAAAGGAACGAAAUCGCCCAGAAAAGACACCGUGGAUGGUGAAGGAUAAGUUUCCCCCAGUGUACCAAGACCACCAGAUCCCUGAUAGUGUGAAGAAAAUCUAUUUCCAUGGGAGAGUAGAUGUGCACUGGGAUUUGCACACAGUGCCCUUAUUGUGGGCCUUGGAUAGGCACCUGAUGUACUUACAUCCCCUCAGCCCCGGUGAACUAUUGAAGCGUGCUUGGUGGUGAGAAAUGCUCAACGCCGUUUCCUCGAGUAUUACUAUUGGUGAUGAUAGUGCCACCAGAGAUCAUAUUGCCAAUUUGCCAUGCGUUAUAUUUGACCACCAGUGGUUAUACAAUGAUGAGCAUUUAAGGAAUAUGGAAUUUUUUACAAUAAAAUGAUUGGAC
Messenger RNA from Darwinula stevensoni, 5559 nucleotides. NCBI's taxonomy places the organism in Eukaryota, Metazoa, Arthropoda, Ostracoda, Podocopida, Darwinulidae. The record is from the annotation of a GenBank genome assembly.